Molecule: messenger RNA, 2264 nt
Organism: Durio zibethinus
Lineage: Eukaryota; Viridiplantae; Streptophyta; Magnoliopsida; Malvales; Malvaceae
Product: 3-hydroxy-3-methylglutaryl-coenzyme A reductase 1
Biological process (GO): isoprenoid biosynthetic process; sterol biosynthetic process; coenzyme A metabolic process
Cellular component (GO): endoplasmic reticulum membrane; peroxisomal membrane
Molecular function (GO): protein binding; hydroxymethylglutaryl-CoA reductase (NADPH) activity
Source: RefSeq, a predicted model, not a curated record
GAGCCCUUUCUCUCUCUUUAAUUCACGCGCUCUCACUCCACUUCGAUUUAAUGUUCGACACGUGUUCUUCCAGUAACUUUAUAAAUAGUCCUGUCCCUAACCUCCCGCAUCCCCACCCAACCCGAAGGCCGUUUUCCUCGAACGGACCGGAAUCGCAACCCUGUGUUUCGUUUCAUUACUCUUAUAUUCUCAUCUCGGCUGCCCGUUACCCGCCACCGCCACUGCCGUCAACACCCAAAAUGGAGGCCCACCGGCGAUCUUCGACUAAAUCUGUUCAAUCUCUUAAGCCUACAAAAACAAUUCCUUUAGAGGAAGAUUCCACAAAAGCCUCCGACGCAUUGCCCCUUCCCUUGUAUCUAACGAAUGCGGUGUUCUUCACGCUCUUCUUCUCCGUGGUUUAUUUUCUUCUUGCCCGUUGGCGUGAAAAGAUCCGAACCUCCACGCCUCUCCAUGUAGUCACCUUUUCCGAGAUCGUCGCGAUUCUCGCUUUAGUCGCCUCGUUUAUUUAUCUUUUAGGAUUCUUCGGGAUUGACUUUGUUCAGUCUUUGAUUCUCCGACCAUCGACUGACGUGUGGAAUUCCGAGGAUUAUGAAGAGGAAAAUGAAGUUUUGCUUCGUAAAGAAGGUGCCCGCAAAGUCCCUUGCGGCCAAGCUUUGGAUUGCUCGCUUGCGCCUCCUUCCGCACCUAUUGUAACCGCCCAGAAAGUGUUCGGUGAAAAGCCUGUGACAGUUACAACUGAGGAAGAUGAAGAAAUAAUUAAAUCCGUAGUGGCUGGAAGAACCCCUUCAUAUUCUUUGGAAUCUAAAUUAUGUGAUUGCAAGAGAGCGGCUGCGAUCAGGCGUGAGGCUUUGCAGAGAUUAACGGGGAAGUCAUUAUCAGGAUUGCCUUUGGAUGGAUUUGAUUACGAGUCGAUUUUAGGGCAGUGUUGUGAGAUGCCGAUUGGGUACGUGCAGAUUCCUGUGGGAAUUGCCGGGCCUUUGUUGCUUAAUGGAAGAGAGUACUCGGUUCCUAUGGCAACCACGGAGGGGUGCUUGGUGGCUAGCACUAAUAGGGGCUGUAAGGCUAUUCAUUUGUCUGGUGGAGCUACCAGUGUUUUAUUGAGAGAUGGGAUGACUAGAGCUCCCGUUGUAAGGUUCGGUACUGUGAAAAGGGCGGCUGAUCUGAAAUUGUAUUUGGAGGAUCCUGAAAAUUUCGAGACCAUGGCUGUCGUUUUUAACAGAUCAAGCAGAUUUGCUAGGCUUCAGGGUAUCAAAUGUGCAAUUGCUGGGAAGAAUUUGUAUUUGCGAUUCUCUUGCAGUACUGGUGAUGCUAUGGGAAUGAACAUGGUUUCCAAGGGAGUUCAAAACGUUUUGGAUUUCCUUCGAACUGAUUUCCCCGACAUGGACGUCAUUGGAAUCUCUGGAAACUUCUGUUCCGACAAAAAGCCAGCUGCAGUAAAUUGGAUUGAAGGGCGAGGCAAAUCUGUUGUCUGUGAGGCUAUCAUUAAGGGUGAUGUGGUGAGCAAGGUCUUGAAGACGAGAGUUGAAUCUCUCGUGGAGCUUAACAUGCUUAAGAACCUUGCUGGUUCUGCUAUGGCUGGUGCUCUAGGUGGAUUUAAUGCUCAUGCCAGUAAUAUUGUGACUGCAGUCUACAUAGCUACUGGCCAAGAUCCGGCUCAAAAUGUUGAGAGCUCUCAUUGCAUCACAAUGAUGGAAGCUGUUAAUGAUGGCAAGGACCUUCACGUCUCUGUCACAAUGCCUUCCAUCGAGGUUGGCACUGUUGGUGGUGGAACUCAGCUUGCAUCUCAGUCGGCCUGUUUGAACCUGCUUGGUGUCAAGGGUGCAAGUAAAGAGUUGCCUGGAGCAAACUCUAGAAUGCUUGCAAGCAUUGUAUCUGGUGCCGUCCUUGCUGGGGAGCUGUCACUUAUGUCUGCACUUGCAGCUGGGCAACUAGUUAAGAGCCAUAUGAAGUACAAUAGGUCUAGCAAGGAUGUUUCCAGGGCUUCUUCCUAGAGAACAUGAACAGACAUUGAUGAGGCUUUGUCAAGCCUGAAAAUGGUGUAAAGUUGCGAGUCCCAUGGGAUAAAUGUAUCGAAGCUGAGGAGACAUCAUCUCUUAGUAAUAAGCUAAGGAGACAUCAUCUCUUUGUAACUUUCUUUAUUUGUUUUGUGUUUGUUCCUUUCUUUGUUAUUAAUUUUGUUAUGUUCAGAAAAACAAAAACCAAGCCAUGUAAUCUGAGAAUUGUGUAAAAUGACAGAUUUGUUAAUUGACAUCUUUUGUUCUCUU